Messenger RNA from Erinaceus europaeus (western European hedgehog), 4590 nucleotides. RefSeq names its product endothelin converting enzyme 1 (gene ECE1). Gene Ontology annotation, molecular function: metalloendopeptidase activity. Lineage: Eukaryota; Metazoa; Chordata; Mammalia; Eulipotyphla; Erinaceidae. Gene Ontology annotation, biological process: peptide hormone processing. The coding region runs from base 16 to 2472 and encodes 818 amino acids. Gene Ontology annotation, cellular component: plasma membrane. The transcript has 18 exons. The record is from RefSeq and is a predicted model, not a curated record.
CUUAACCACCACAGCAUGCCUGGCUUCUUUUCGGGCCCCUGGGCCCCUCUGCAUGCGCCCAGGCAGCUCUUUGAGCAUUUCCUGCAGACUCACUGUCUGCCUUCUGCAUGGGCUGUAAGAUCUCUGUCCUCUGAGGGAGGACAGACUCCACCGGCAGUGCACCUGCUGCCACAGACAGGCUGUAGGGACAGCACAGCGCUUCCUGUUGUCCUCUCCUACCCCACCCCCUGCCUGAAACACGCUUUGCAUACGGGACUUUCUCAGGUGGCGCUGGCAGCCCAGGCUGGGGAGGUGGCUUUUUGCCACUUCGCUGCUUGGAAGGAGAUUCAGGAAGUGGAGCCACACGCCCGUGAUGUCCACCUACAGGCGGGCCACGCUGGACGAGGAGGACUUGGUGGACUCUCUCUCAGAGGGCGACGGCUACCCCCAAGGCGCGCAGGAGACCCCUCAGUGUGCCUCAGUGAAGCCUGUGUCUCAGUGACCAGCUCCAUCUUGAGCUCCAUGGACCCCGCCGUGGACCCCUGCCAUGACUUCUUCACCUACGCCUGUGGUGGCUGGAUCAAAGCCAACCCUGUGCCUGACGGCCACUCGCGCUGGGGCACCUUCAGUAACCUCUGGGAACACAACCAGGCCAUCAUCAAGCACCUUCUCGAAAACUCCACUGCCAGUGUGAGUGAGGCAGAAAGGAAGGCACAGGUGUACUACCGAGCGUGCAUGAACGAGACCAGAAUUGAGGAGCUCAAGGCCAAGCCCCUGAUGGAGCUGAUAGAGAAGCUUGGAGGCUGGAACAUCACAGGCCCCUGGAACAAAGACAACUUCCAGGACACUCUGCAGGUGGUCACCUCCCACUACCGCACCUCGCCCUUCUUCUCUGUCUAUGUCAGCGCAGACUCCAAAAACUCCAACAGCAAUGUGAUCCAGGUGGACCAGUCUGGCCUGGGCCUACCCUCAAGGGACUAUUACCUGAACAAAACUGAAAACGAGAAGGUGCUGACAGGCUACCUGAGCUACAUGGUCCAGCUGGGAAAGCUGCUGGGCGGAGGGGACGAGGAGGCCGUUCAGCAGCAGAUGCAGCAGAUCCUGGACUUCGAGACGGCGCUGGCCAACAUCACCAUCCCUCAGGAGAAGCGCCGGGACGAGGAGCUCAUCUACCACAAAGUGACCGCGGGCGAGCUGCAGACCUUGGCCCCCGCCAUCAGCUGGCUGCCCUUCCUCAGCACCAUCUUCCACCCCGUGGAGAUCAACGAGUCUGAGCCGAUCGUCGUCUAUGACAAAGACUACCUUGUCCAGGUCUCUGCCCUCAUCAACAGCACGGACAAGUGCCUGCUGAACAACUACAUGAUCUGGAACCUGGUGAGGAAGACCAGCUCCUUCCUUGACCAGCGCUUCCAGGACGCUGACGAGAAGUUCAUGGAAGUUAUGUACGGGGCCAAGAAGACCUGUCUUCCUCGAUGGAAGUUCUGUGUGAGUGACACUGAAAACAGCUUGGGCUUUGCCUUGGGGCCCAUGUUUGUCAAGGCCACCUUCGCAGAGGACAGCAAGAACAUAGCCAGCGAGAUCAUCCAGGAGAUCAAGAAGGCGUUUGAGGAGAGCCUGAGCACACUCAAGUGGAUGGACGAAGACACUCGCAAGUCAGCCAAGGAAAAGGCCGAGGCCAUCUACAACAUGAUCGGCUACCCCAACUUCAUCAUGGACCCCAAGGAGCUGGACAAAGUGUUCAGUGAUUACACGGCGGUCCCGGACCUCUACUUCGAGAACGCCAUGCGGUUCUUCAACUUCUCCUGGAGGGUCACUGCCGACCAGCUCCGGAAAGCUCCUAACAGAGACCAGUGGAGCAUGACUCCGCCGAUGGUGAACGCCUACUACUCACCCACCAAGAACGAGAUUGUGUUUCCAGCAGGGAUCCUGCAGGCUCCGUUCUAUACCCACUCCUCACCCAAGGCCUUAAACUUCGGCGGCAUUGGUGUUGUCGUGGGCCACGAGCUGACACACGCCUUUGAUGACCAAGGACGCGAGUACGACAAGGAGGGGAACCUGCGGCCCUGGUGGAAGAACUCGUCCAUCGAGGCCUUCAAGCUGCAGACUGAGUGCGUGGUGGAGCAGUACGGCAACUACAGCGUCAACGGAGAGCCUGUGAACGGCCGGCACACCCUCGGGGAGAACAUCGCGGACAAUGGGGGCCUCAAGGCCGCCUACAGGGCCUACCAGAACUGGGUGAAGAAGAACGGGCCUGAGCAGACGUUGCCCACCCUGGGCCUCAGCAACGAACAACUCUUCUUCUUGGGCUUCGCACAGGUCUGGUGUUCUGUCCGCACGCCUGAGAGUGCCCACGAAGGCCUCAUCACCGACCCCCACAGCCCUUCCCGCUUCCGUGUCAUCGGCUCCGUCUCCAACUCCAGGGAGUUCUCAGAACACUUCCACUGUCCGCCCGGCUCCCCUAUGAACCCUCAUCACAAGUGUGAAGUCUGGUGAGGGCCCAGGCCCCGGAGCGGAGACAGAGAAGGGGGCGAGGCUGAGUGCGGCCUGGGGUGGGCUGACAAGACUGCCCCUUCUGUCCAGCGUCCGGGUCUCGCCCAGCCCCUUGGCCGCCCCGGGCCCCCACUCCCUGCACUGGAGGGUUUUCAGCUGGAGGUGGUCUGCGGUGUGGUUCUCAGCACAGUCCGAGAUUUGAUCCCCUGUGAAGACCCCACAUCCCCGGCACUCCCGUGCGGCAGCUCUGAAUUCAGAGCACUGGGAUCUGGCUGCUUACCAGGCACAGCCCCCACGCCGACAGGCCCAGCACCAGAUACACCAACAACACCACUGUGUUAAAUACUUUAAAAAUAUAUUUUUGGGAGACUAUUUUCUAGACAUAGUGGAAUACACUGGAAAUCUUCAGGGAAUUAAUAUGUUGAAAACACUUUUUUUAAGGGAAGAAUUAGUAUAUUUAUUAUGUUCUGUUUUUCUAAAUAACCUGUGUAUAAGGGAAGCACCCAGCAGCUCUCUCUCCCACCCUGGCUGUGACGUUGGGCAGAGGCAGCAAGCCCUGGCCGUGGGUCCUGAGGACAGAUCUCACACAACCUGGGGCAUCCAUCUGCCGUUUCAGCAGGGAACCUGGGUCUGCAGUUACUGGAUGCAGAGAGAACAGUGUGGAGGCCAGCUGGGUGUGGGGCCCUGCCUCCCCUGCCCCCAAGCCCGGAAGUGAGAGCCCCAGGAAGGAGGAUGUGAGUUCACACAGCCAGAGCUGGUGGCUGUGGAGGACUGAGGCCACUGCAGGACCCUCACAGCCAGUCUGCAGGUGGCCCAAGCCUGGGAAGCCCCGCCAAGCUGCCACACGCCCCCCUCCUUCUGUCUCUUUUACCCACCCCCCAGCUAGGGUCCUGAAGCUUCUGCAGGGAUCCCAUCCUUGUCCCUUUGGGGGCUGACUUGCCCACCCCAUUCCCCAGGAGAAAGAGAAAACAGUCCUCACCUCACACAGGGCCCGAGUCCUCUCUCUGAGCCUUGCCCUCACCACCUGACUCGCAUGGUCUAGUGCCUUACCUGAGGCUGUGACCCUGGACUCCCCAGAGGAGACAACCCCUCCAGGGACCCCGUGGCCUCCUCAGUAAAACCCCCAAGUGACCUGAUGGAACUCAAGGCCAUACCCCCCAUCCCCAGUGCCCACAGAGCUCCCUUCAAGGCUGUCCAGCAGCUCUGGCCCAGUCAGGAGUCCAGGGAGCCCUAGAAUGUGCCCUGGGCUCUGUCCCUCCUUUAUCGAGCCUCUUAGGUUGAACCCAGACGGCUUUCCUGUUGGGGUGCUUCCAGCUGCAGGAAGCUGUGGGGCGAAGCCGCCCUGCUCUGGGUGGUCUCGGCUCUGGGGUGGGGCCCAGGAACACCUUUCUGGGGGCCACGGGCUUUGUCUCAGCAGGUCCAGAGCCCCCCAACCCCCCUGUCCUCAGGGGAAACACACGUGACAGGGAGAACCAGCGCCCAGUUUGGCUGUCUCAGUAGCUGGACCCUCCCCACCUCUGCCCUCCAAGCCUUGCCCCCCCCCCCCCAGGAAGACAGAGCUCCCCCGCCUGAGGGGAGCAGACGCCCCAGGGACUGCCGUGGCCACCAUGAGAUGAGCCCUGUGCUGAGGCAGGGUGUGGGGUGGGCCACAGCCUGACAGCUCUUCAGAGGAGACGAGACGCUAGAGAAACUGCACCCUGCCUCACAGAAGUGGCUUUCCCCAGCACCCUCCUGCCCCUCUACCCCACCCACCCUCUCUGCCUUCUGGCUGGCCAGGUAGAAAACUCCUGGUCCAUCAGCACACAGACUGAGACCCCUCCCCAGAUGGAAGCAAGUGUCCUGGGACUGAGGGUCCCCGCAGAGAGGAGCUUCCCAGUGUCCAUGCAGGGGCGAGGGACAGGGAGACAUCAAAGAAGCCAGGGAGACCCCACCCAGCUUCUGAGAGGCCCAGGUGAGAUGGGCAGUAGUCCUCGGAGGAACCUUGGGCCCAGGGAGCCACGAGGCCAUCUUCUCUGCAGGUACAUGGUUGAGGGUUGGAGCAGGGAAUCUAUUUUUUGUACCAUUAUGUUGUGUAGCUUUGGUGUGGCACCACUGUAAUUGAAAUAAAAUGCUUGUACUGAG